AUGGCGCUGGGCACCAAGGCUCUAAAGGAGCUGGCACGGAGUCUAGACGCCGCGAGGGAUUGCCUGCGGGACUCGGCGGGCGGCGAUGACACCCCAGCAGUCGAUGAGCUGGGGGCCUACAGAGAGGGGCAACUGCUGAAGAAGCAACUGCUGGAGGCGCGCGCUUCCAGGCUCUGCCGCUUCCUGGAGCUGACCGGCGGUUCAGGCUGCACCCCACGCGCCGCCACCAGCGGUGUUAGCAGCGGCGGCGGCGGCGGCGGCGGCGGGGGUGCCCACUGGGGCGCGCAAUCAAAAGGCCAGACCCCGGCGGUGCGGCGCCGGCUGGGCUCGCUGGACGAUUCUGCUGAGGAGGCGGACAGCAGCCCCCGCGGCGGCCGCAAGGCAGCACACUGGCACUCUCCAGUGUCAGUCCUGGAGGGUGCCGGGGCGUGCUUUGAUGCAUGCAGCACGCCCGGCAGCAGCCGCUCCGAUGAUUCCGAGCAGGCGGCGGCCAGCCUGCCGCUCACCCCCGUGCCGUGCGCGCUCGACGACCGGCAGCAGGCGGCAGCAGGCAGGGCCACCAAGCCGCCGCCGCCGCCGCCGCCCAUGCCGCCGCCGCCGGGCGUGGUGCGGCUGGGGGGCAAGUGGAAAGGCAGCCGCGGCGCCGCCACCUCCUCCGCCCCCGCUGCCUGGAGCAGCUCGCAAGGCGCCACCGGCACCCCCACCGCCGCCGCCAGCGGGCCAGCCAAGCCUGCCCUGCCUGGCGGCGCGCUGCCAGCCCACCUGGCGGCGCCGGCGCCCAAAGAGGGCGUGCAGCGGCGGCCCAUCCAUCUGGACGGUGUGUAUGCCAAGAACGCGCGGGGCAGCCUGUGGGAGCAGCCGCCGCCGGGACAGGAGGCGGCAGACCCUGCAGCGGCGGUGCGGGUGGGGGCGCUGGACCGCCUGUUUGCCAAGCAGCUGGCGGUGGCAGCAGAGGAGGAGGGCAGCGCGGCCGGCAGCAGCCCCGCAGCCUCCCCGCAGCGCCCCUCGGCGCCUGGGGCCAGGCAGGAGCCUGGCGGCCUGGAGCGUGCGCUGUCCGGCAGCGGCGGCAGCGAGGCGGGCGGCACGUGCGGCAGCCCGGGGGCCGCCAGCCUGGCCAGCCGCGGCAGCCUGUCGCUGGGCAGGCAACGCCCCAUCAUCCGCCUGUUCACGGGGGGCAGGAAGGCGGUGAACAUCGAGAUCCUGAUGCGCAAGCUGCCGGCUGACGUGGCGCAGGCCGUCGCUGAGCUGGACACCAGCCGCCUGCAGGUGGCGGUGCUGCGGGAGCUCCAGGCCAACCUGCCCGACGCCGCGGAGCUGGAGGCGCUCCACUCCUACCUGGACGCCGGCGGCGACCCCUGCCAGCUGGGCAGGGCAGAGCAGCUGUUUGUGGCGCUUCGCGGCACGGCGCGGCUGCAGCAGAAGCUGCAGGUGCUCAUCUUCAAGGGCGGCCUGCAGGAGCAGGCGGGCGAGGUGACGGAGCCUCUGGCGCGCAUCGUGGCUGCGCUGGACCAGCUGCGCGCCAGCCCCGCGCUGCGCCUGCUGCUGCACACCGCGCUGCGCCUGGGCAACACGCUGAACGCGGGGCGCAAGGCGCCGCAGCGCGGCAUCCGCCUCGCCUCGCUGCGCAAGUUGGCCGACACUCGGUCCAUGGAUGGCAGCACCACGCUGAUGCACUACCUGGUGGCCCUGCUGCUGGAGGAGGCGCCAGGGGCGCUGCUGCUGGGCAAGCCGGGCAGCCAGUGCGAGGCGGUGCCCGCGGCGCGGCACUGGACGUUUGCAGAACUGGAGAGUCAGCUGGGGAGCCUGAGCGCCGGUAUCGACAUGGUGCGGCAGGAGCAGCGGGCGGCACGCGGCGGCGAGCAGCGGCAGCUGGCGGCCCUGGCGGGGCAGGCCAGCGCGCUGGUGCAGCGCGCGCAGCAGCUGCUGGCAGCGGCGCGGCAGAAGGCGGCCGACACGCUGCGCUUUUUGGGAGAGGAUGUGGCUGCGGAGCCGGCGCUCAGCACGGCAGAGCCCCGCCGCAUGCUGGGAGACCUGGCGGACUUCUUUGCCCUGCUGCAUCGCGCGGCACACGCCGACGCGGAGCGGCUGACUGUGGUGCUGGACACCAUGCAGCGGCAGCGGGACGAGGAGGAGGCGGAGCGGCGGCGGCGGGAGGAGGAGGCCGAGGAGGAGGAGCGGCGGCGGCAGUCAGAGGAGGCUGAGGGUGACAGCGAGGAGGUGGAGGGGCAGCAAGGCGGCGCCGAGCGGGCGGAGCGGCCGAGUGCGCCAGCGGCCCUCUCCAGUUGCUCGGAUGCCGCAGCUUAG
Messenger RNA from Chlorella variabilis, 2304 nucleotides. RefSeq lists its product as hypothetical. The transcript is spliced from 8 exons. The coding region runs from base 1 to 2304 and encodes 767 amino acids. The record is from RefSeq and is a predicted model, not a curated record. Lineage: Eukaryota; Viridiplantae; Chlorophyta; Trebouxiophyceae; Chlorellales; Chlorellaceae.